Periconia digitata is the source of this 1479-nucleotide messenger RNA. Lineage: Eukaryota; Fungi; Ascomycota; Dothideomycetes; Pleosporales; Periconiaceae. The record is from the annotation of a GenBank genome assembly.
CUGACUGAUUGACUGGCCGACGGACGGAAUGAUUGAUUGAUUGAUUGAUUGAUGAUGGUGGUGGCCAUGAUGCUGCUGCUGCUGAUGAUGAUCCAAGUCAGAGUCAGCACAGUGUGCACUGCAUACAUCCAGGUGAUUGCUUGCUUGCUUGCUUGCUUGCUUGGGAGAAAUCACACCCAUCCAUCCAUCCAUCCAUCCACCCGCCGUCGUCGGUACAGUCAAUCAAUCAACAGUCAAUCCCCCCCAUGCACUCACCCAACUACCCUAUCCAAUGCGCGUCUUACGGCCGGCUGGUCAUUCACCUGCAUCGUCGUUGUUCUCUCCCUUGCCGAGUCGCCCCCCUCUCUUACCCUCACCACCAAUCCAUCUCUGUCAUGGCUUUGAUGGCUGCCGGAUGAUGCUUGAUUGGUUGAUUGGUUGGCUGGUUGGCUGGUUGGGCGCAAAGAAAAAAACAACAUGUCAUGGCAAAUUUCCUUGAUUACUUACUCACCAUUGCUAUUAAACGAACCACCACACCACUCCACUCCACUCUAUACUCGACUUGCCCGCUAAUAAGCAGGCCUGCCUCGUGCUGGCGACUGCACUCGCUGCCCAUGCCGCCGUCCGAAGAAGCUAACGCCAUGAACCCAUGACCGCAGUCAAUCAAUCGAUAACUUCCUUUAUUACCAUCAUUAUUUUAUUUUUACAUUCCUCUUUUAUUUCCCUGAGGCGUGGGAAGAAAAAAAAAGGGGAUCCCACCACCCGGCCGCCAGUGUGGUCCAUCCACCACCCCCCAAGGCCGGCCGCGUCGCGCGCCGCGUUCCUUACUUACUCUCACUCAUUCAUUCACUAACUCUCGGAUUCUCUUCUAAGCACGCAUCCCCUUUCUCCCCUCCAUCUCCGGUAGUUGGCUGGUGCUUUCAUCAUUGUUUUAUUUUGGCUGCCUGUCCCGUGGCAACCGGGGAAAGUGGUGUUGAGGGAAUGAAAUCAUCCCCCUUGUCCAUGUCCGAGACGAUUGAGGGACCCUUAUUUUUUUUUGCCAAUUCAAAUCACACCUUUGCUGCGUGCCAAUGAAACAUGUCCACACCUUCACAUGUACGAGGCGCGGGAGACAAGUCAUCCAUCCAUCCUUUCAUCUUCUUCAUCAUCGUCGUUGGCCGUGAUCCGAGACCGAAGCGUUGCGUUGCGUUGCGUUGCUUUGCUUUGCCCCCCCAAUGAUCAAUCCGCAGCCCGCUCCCGCAGGGGUGUGGAUAUAUCUACUAUGUAUAUAUGCGUUGGCUACUUACUUAGCCAACUAUGUAAUCAAAAUGUGGGUUGCUUUCCAUGUACACAUGUAUGUGCACACGGGUACAAAUGUACAUACAUACAUUGUACAUGUCCAGAUGCACAUACCUUGCAUCAAUUACACAUCCUUUCCCCUUUUUCCAUCAAUAUCCACCCACUGCACAUGACCGCGCCCCCCUCAUCAAUCAUGAGCAACCUCACUCCCUCGGACCGGAC